Messenger RNA from Anthostomella pinea, 1350 nucleotides. Lineage: Eukaryota; Fungi; Ascomycota; Sordariomycetes; Xylariales; Xylariaceae. The record is from the annotation of a GenBank genome assembly.
AUGGAUCCAACGCUCCUGAUUCUCGACGUCCGGGAGAAAGAGGCGACAGAGCCGAAAGCCCCAAGCUUCCCUCAGAUCAAAUCGUCCACCUCCGGAUUCCCCGAGCACAAGAAGCGCAAAAACAAAGUGUCAGCAUUCAAGCAAAAGCGACAACAGGGCGUACCAUUAGAAGAGCAGAAGACCAAGGUAUUUCUGUCGUCGUCAAAGGAACCGCUCUCUGCCUCGAGCAGCCAACAUGACAUGACGCAAAAAGCCCCGCCGACGAGCCAGAGCUUCGAGUCGAAUGAACAACGAAGGAUAGAUCGCGAGAACGCGCAAAGACUCGCAUCGAUGGCGCCAGAAGACAUCGAAGAGGCUCGGAAGGAGCUAUUCAGUGAUUUGGAUCCUGCGGUCCUUCAGAUGCUGCUGAAGCGCGCAACCCUUGACGUUGAGCCCACUGGCCCAUCACCCUUCGACGAACCCUCUACCAGUCAACCGACACAAGACCAGCCCGAAAUACGGAUCGAAGAUACGUCGAUAAAAUCAACUACAAAAGAUCCUACGCAGAAUAGCCAAAAACCAAGCUCGCCGAAGGGCUCUGCUCGGGUACCGCCGCCCGCGCCCACAGUCACAGAUGAAGCAGACGAAUCUGAAGCAACACACGUUCCGACACAACGCCCUACACACACCGAAUACGCCAACGAUCCCACAUCCGACCAAAUCCUCUCCACCAACACCGAUCAGGCGGGCCCCAAGCCGCACUGGCCGCAGCCGCCCCAACCCGCCGACCUCGACCCCUCGGACCCGAACUUCCUCCAAAACCUGCACGAGAAGUAUUUCCCCUCACUACCAGCCGACCCGUCCAAGCUCGCGUGGAUGGCGCCGCUCCCGACGCCCAACUCAGCCGCCGACCACGACAGCCCGUACCACCCAGACCAAGACUCCCUGCCCAUAUCAGCACUACGCUUCGACUUCCGCGGCAUGCUCCUGCCGCCGCGCAUCGCGCGCGCCAUACCCACAUCCAAGGGCCUGCACCACCACGGCGAGGCGCCCGAGGCCGCCGGCUACACGAUCCGCGAGCUGGCACGCCUGCAGCGCAGCGCCGUCCCGGGCCAGCGCUGCGUCGCGCACCAGACCCUCGGCCGCGUCCUGUACCGCCUCGGCCGCGGCGAGUUCGGGAGGAUUGGCGACGAUGGAGUCGCCGACGGCGUGUGGCGCCAGUGCGAAGAGGGCGCCGUCAUGCGCAAUCUGUACGAGGAGGCCGGCACCGAGGAGGGAAGCGGCCACAGGAGCGCGCGCGCCUUUGCCAUCGAGGCCGUCUGGUUAUUUGAGAAGGGUGGGUGGAAGGAGCGGUUGCGGCGGGCGAAGUGA